This is a messenger RNA of Ilyonectria robusta, 471 nucleotides long. RefSeq lists its product as uncharacterized. NCBI's taxonomy places the organism in Eukaryota, Fungi, Ascomycota, Sordariomycetes, Hypocreales, Nectriaceae. The coding region runs from base 1 to 471 and encodes 156 amino acids. The record is from RefSeq and is a predicted model, not a curated record. The transcript has a single exon.
AUGGGGCAAUUCCAGUCUGCCAGUAGCACACCAACUUGCGUACCUGGUAAUCAAGUGCCCGUACAUCAAUCAUACCAGACUCCUGAGCAAGGGAAUCACACUACAGCUGCUAGUAGGUGUGCGCCGCUGGUCGCCGGGCCCCCAGCAGAGGAGAAGGUCACACUCACUGAAGAAAUACAAGCAGCAGGUCCGGUCCGACGAGGAACAAUUGACAGUGGACACAGGAGCAGGCCACCAGCGAGCGAGGCUCACACCACGACCCGUGAGGAGCGUGGGAGCGUGGGAGAAGACACGGGGAGGCACGGGGAACGACACGCCCUCUGUGCAGUGCGCGGUGCAGCGCUAUGCAGACACUGCCAUACAGAGGUGCAGAAUUGCACGGGCGAGGGAGGUAGCGGAGGCAAAUAUCUGCCCACCACCGAUGUCGCUGUGGUGUUCAUCAGCCCAGGCCCCAGCCAGAAUCUCGGCUGA